CCCCAGAAGUGUUUAAAGGCAGUGGAUAUGGCGUAACGGUGGAUUGGUGGUCUUUAGGAGUUAUAUUUUAUGAAUGCAUAUAUGGAGGGGUAUGUUGGUCAAUAUUUGUAUUUGGUGUAAGUACUUUUUUUUGUCCUUCAUCAAAUCAAAUAAAUUUUGAUGCAACUUACGAUCUGGAAGAGCUGCUACUUGAGGAACAACCGCUUGACUGUAGACCAUCACGUAAAAGAAAAUCUAGACGUCGCAAGGAUUAUGGUAAUAAUGAUUAUUUUGAAAAAGAGGAAGCUCAAUAUCAAUUAAUUGAAGAAAAAUUUAAGCCAUUUGAUUAUACAGUUUUUGAGAAAUACGAAGGUUGGGUAGAUCCAGUUACAAGGUGCGUGUCUGAUCCACCUGAAUGGGUUAAGCCUGCUGCUGUUGAACUAGCUAAUCAAAAAGAAAGGGAAAGUCAAGAUGGAGCAACUAAUAAUGGCGGUCGCGGUGAUGUUGUCGCCGGCAAUGAUGAAUAUAGUUUUCGAAUGUACGAAGAACUAGCUCAUAAUGUUUCCGCCGUAGAUAGAGGUUCUAUAUCGUGGGACGAUCCACUUAUAUCACACGCGGUUUGGGAGAACCCGUCUUAUGUUGAAGAAAAUCAUCGGAGGGAGAUUAACGGAGGUCAUAUUUCCGCCUAUUUUCAUUGCGGUGUUUCCCAGUAUGUGUUAUGUUGUCGUUUAUUAGUAUUGAAGGGAUUUCAAAAUAAAUUGGAACACAGUACUGAAAAACGAAGAAAAGUCACCGCCGCCUGGUGUUGA
Entrophospora sp. SA101 is the source of this 788-nucleotide messenger RNA. Lineage: Eukaryota; Fungi; Glomeromycota; Glomeromycetes; Entrophosporales; Entrophosporaceae. The record is from the annotation of a GenBank genome assembly.